Acanthaster planci (crown-of-thorns starfish) is the source of this 1640-nucleotide messenger RNA. RefSeq names its product bystin like (gene bysl). Gene Ontology annotation, biological process: rRNA processing. Gene Ontology annotation, cellular component: nucleolus; preribosome, small subunit precursor; cytoplasm. Gene Ontology annotation, molecular function: snoRNA binding. The record is from RefSeq and is a predicted model, not a curated record. NCBI's taxonomy places the organism in Eukaryota, Metazoa, Echinodermata, Asteroidea, Valvatida, Acanthasteridae.
CCUCGCACAUGGUUUUUCUUAUGGUUUAUGGCGAUCAAUGGGCGAAGCUAGUAGUAUACUGUACAUGUAAGUAGUGAAGCUCGUGUGACUUUCAAAUUCAGGAGAAUGGGCAAGUCAAAGAAGGGAAAGUCAGCAAAGUUAGGGGGUGAUCCCGUCUCAAGAUCAGCGGCACUUGCAGAACAGAUCCUGGAAAACAAGGCUGUCCGGUGGAAAGAAAGAGUAAAAGAAAGACAGAGACAGGACGAAGAUGAAACGUUUGUUGAUGAGAAACUGUCCCGUAAGAUCUUAGAGCAAGCUCGCCUCCAACAGGAAGAACUUGAGAUUGAACAUGGAGCAUCAAGGAGUGAGAAAAGGCCCAUCACAAGUCUGGGUCCGAGCAAAGUGGAGCAGUCAGAUGAUGAAGAAGAAAAAGACCUUACUGAGCAUGAAGAUAAAUACUAUGAGGACAUUGAAAUUAACGUGGAUGAUGAGCGGGCCUUGGAGAGAUUCAUGGCUCCGAAUGCUCCUGCUAGAAGGACCCUUGCGGACAUCAUCAUGGAGAAACUCACUGAGAAACAAACAGAAGUUGCCUCACAGAUGACAGAGAGUGGACAAAUUGCACCUGAACUGGAUGAGAGAGUCACACAGGUAUAUAAGGGUGUUGGUCAGAUUCUGUCGAGAUAUCGCAGCGGCAAGCUACCAAAGGCACUCAAGGUACUCCCCUCGCUCAGACUGUGGGAACAGAUUUUGUACAUUACAGAGCCUGACAAAUGGACGGCUGCUGCCAUGUACCAAGCAACCAGGAUAUUCACCAGCAACUUGAAUGCCAAAAUGGCCCAGAGAUUUUUCAACUUAAUUCUGUAUCCAAGAGUGAGAGAUGACAUUGCAGAGUUCAAAAGGCUCAACUUCCACUUGUACAUGGCUUUGAAGAAAGCGCUCUUCAAGCCAGCUGCGUUCUUCAAAGGAAUAAUCCUGCCCUUGUGUGAGUGUGGAACUUGCACCUUGCGAGAGGCCAUCAUCAUUGGAAGUAUCUUGGCAAAGACAAGCAUCCCUGUCUUGCAUUCAAGUGCAGCACUCCUCAAGAUUGCUGAGAUGGACUACAAUGGAGCCAACAGCAUUUUCCUAAGGACGCUUCUGGAUAAGAAAUAUGCAUUACCUUAUAGGGUGGUCGAUGCCGUGGUCUAUCACUUCAUCAGAUUCCAGCUUGACAAACGAGAGCUACCUGUGCUAUGGCACCAGAGCCUUCUGACGUUUGUCCAAAGAUACAAGGAAGAUCUCUCCAAAGAACAAAAAGAGGCACUGCUAGACCUCCUGCGGGCCCACUCACAUGAGGGCAUCACCCCUGAGGUACGAAGGGAACUCUUACAUUCAAAGUCCCGUGACACCGAGGAGCCAAUGGCAUCGUAGAGCGGGUCGACUCUCACCAGAAAGUUGGAGGUUGGAAAUACAAAGUUGUGACAUGAACUAACAGUACAGAAAGAAAGUAAAACAUCAGGUUGUAGGUGUGUCUGUGAUAUAUCAGGAAGUUUAAAAACCAAGCCUUAAAAAUGCCAUCUGGUUACCAAUGGAGCGUGGAUGGCCAGUUCAAAUUAACCACUUGCUGCUGGGGAACCCCAUUUCGAGCAUCAUGGGUUUAUACACAGAGCCGGGGUGCCCGAAAU